AUUUCGGGUUUGGUGAGGUCGGGAUCGGGCUGAGGUGCUCGUUUGCCGUGUCUGUCGCUGGCGGCGUCGGUAGGCGCCUAAAAGGCGGGGAAAGCGCACCGGGGAGCGAGCAGAGGCCAUGGCCGGCAACUUCGACUCUGAAGACCGAGCGAGCUGGUACUGGGGCAGGCAGAACCGACAGGAGGCGGUGAAUCUGCUGCAGGGGCAGCGGCACGGAGUGUUCCUGGUGCGGGACUCCGCCACCAUCCCCGGGGACUACGUGCUCUCCGUCAGCGAGAACUCCAAGGUCUCCCACUACAUCAUCAACAGCGUCAGCAACAACCGGCAGUCCGGGGUGAGUCAGUCCCGGUUCAGGAUAGGCGAUCAGGAGUUUGAAUCGUUACCCGCGCUAUUGGAAUUUUACAAAAUCCAUUAUCUGGACACUACCACUUUAAUAGAGCCCGUUUCCAAGUCUAAGCAAUCCGGAGUGAUCCACAGACAAGAAGAGGCAGAGUAUGUGCGGGCCCUCUUUGACUUUAAUGGUAAUGAUGAUGAAGAUCUUCCAUUUAAGAAGGGAGACAUCCUAAGAAUUCGGGAUAAACCUGAGGAGCAGUGGUGGAAUGCUGAGGACAGCGACGGAAGGCGGGGCAUGAUACCUGUCCCUUAUGUGGAAAAGUACAGGCCGCCCUCAACUGCCGGGUCUGCUAUGAUUGGAGGUAACCAGGAAAAUUCGCAUCCACAGCAGCUGGGCGGGCCGGAGCCAGGGCCCUAUGCCCAGCCCAGUGUCAACACUCCGCUGCCUAACCUCCAGAAUGGGCCCAUUUUUGCCAGGGUUAUCCAGAAGCGAGUGCCCAAUGCCUACGACAAGACAGCCUUGGCUUUGGAGGUUGGUGACCUAGUAAAGGUAACAAAGAUUAAUGUCAGUGGUCAAUGGGAAGGAGAAUGCAACGGAAAAUAUGGUCAUUUUCCUUUUACACACGUGCGUCUGCUGGAUCAACAGAACCCUGAUGAAGACUUCAGCUGAGUGUGACCUGGAGCCGCUUGUAAAGUGCGAACAAUCAGGCUCUGUUUCCCUCUUUCUCCAUCUGCCAUUUAGACUGCCUUCCACAGGUCUCGAGAUAUUUAGCCAGAGAAAGUAGUAAUACCCAGAAUCCCCCUCGAUUGCAAUCAUUCAGUUCCUAUGAGAUUUGGCAGUCAGGGUACGAGCUUGGAUUGUGUCUUGAAAGUAGGCAGAAUAUAACCACCAACCCAUGGCAAUAUCUAAUAACCUGCAGAUGCAGUGAACUGCACGAUUGCUUCUAGCGAGGAUUGUUUUUUUUGUUUUUUUUAUAGAACAAGAGACUUUUUAUAGGGCCUUUAAUGUAUCUUCCUUACUCACUUUCCAGGUUGGACCUCACCAGCUUAUAGUACUGACACUUGGGUAAACGCUGUCUCACCAUUUUGGUCCCGUCAUUGUGUCCAUUCAGGCCAAUAAGCCUAUGUAGCUCAUUUUUCCUUCAGCCGUUCCCAGUAUUAUUUUACAAGGUCCGAGCUGUGGGCUUCAGUCGAUUUCCUGACAGCCUGGACCAACACUCUCAUUUUCCUUUCCUUGUGAAUGUUCUUUACUUACCAAGUACCAGGCCACAGCAGAACGCCUGGCGUGAGCGAGCGACCUAAGGCGAGGUGUUCUUAAACCAGUGCAUUUCUGUGACAAUAUAAUCCCAUCAUGUGCCUCAACCCUUGGAUUCUUUUGUUGCCAAUAAGGACAUUUUCUUUUUUUGUCUUUUCCUAAGAUCUAACGAAAGUCCCGUCAUAAUUUGGCCUCUGGGGCACGUUCCCUGCAAACCCUUCUUUUAGAGGUUUUUUUUUUUUCUCUUUUCUUCCUACGGGGAACCAGUAAGAGUACACUAACUGUUAAUUAUGGAAAUGAUGUAUUUUAUGUUGAUAUGUAGAAACUACUAAAAUAAAGACAAUUUAACGAGAGGGGUGGUUGAAAGGAUAACUGAAUCACUGUGGUAUUUCUGCCUUCAUGUUGCUUUGCCAUAAAAGCUCAGUGUAUUUUAGAAGUCCUCCCUGAAUGCUCCCCAUGCUUUUAUCUGUGCCCUUUUAAAGAGGCGUUUAGAUGGAAUUCAGAGAUUUUCUUUAGAAUGCACAUUUACCAUGAGCAUAAGGAAUUUAUUUUAUUAUGACUAGUCUAUGUGUAAAUGCCUACUUUCAUUAAAUUGAGUCCCUACAUCUGUCUCACUUCUUGUGCAAGGAGAAUGGACAGAAUACCAUAGACUUUUUUAUUUAUUUUUUACUUUUUGACUUGGCAGUAAAAACUUUCAUAGAUCUUUAUGGACAUGAACACAAAAAUCUUAGGCACCAGUUGGUUAACUGGUUGCUAGGGUUUGUCUUACCGUGAUUGUGCCGACCUUUGCAAAAGGGGGUUGUCCGACCUUUGCAAAAAGAAACCAUACUCCCCUCACCAGCCCCCUGAUCAGCCAGCACAGAGGCUCCAGUGGUCCCCCCGAAUUUUGCUGUACUACUGGUAUUAUGGCUCCCAUUACGGAGCGCUGAUGCCAGUAGUAUGGCAUGCGACUGCCAAGGCCAAUUAUUGUCUGCAAUGGUCGGUUGUAAACCGUGUGUUUUCCCCUUAAAGGUCUGGUAACUUCUAUGAUCUCUCUAGCCUUGGAGGCCAAUUAAGUGCACAGUUAAGUCAGGAAUAUUAAAUUGUUCUAUAUUGUGUUUAGUUCACAUGGACUCCUUUUGAGUAGUCGAUUUGCUGAGUCUUCUGGCAAUAACUUCAGUUUGUGCCUUCCUUCAAGGUUGCCUGUUAAACAAAGAUUUAUGCAUUCCUUCUUAAGGUGGCCAUACGCAUUUGGUAGAUGUCGGCAGGACUGGCCGGCUAGGUAAUGUGUGUUGGUGUUCCGAGUGGGGGGCAGCCGUUUGGUGGAUUUCAACAUACCACAGAUCCUUUAUUCUCAAAGAAGUUAAGAGUUUUCUUGUCUAAGAAUUUGUGGCGUAUUGCUAGGAUAUGCCACAAAUGUCUGAUAGGUGCAGGUCCCCACCUCUGGGGCCUGCUUCUAUUUUGAGGGCUAGGUUCCUGAAGCAAAUGAGCGCACACCACA
This is a messenger RNA of Bufo bufo (common toad), 3068 nucleotides long. RefSeq names its product CRK proto-oncogene, adaptor protein (gene CRK). NCBI's taxonomy places the organism in Eukaryota, Metazoa, Chordata, Amphibia, Anura, Bufonidae. Gene Ontology annotation, molecular function: protein binding. The record is from RefSeq and is a predicted model, not a curated record. The transcript has 3 exons. Bases 119 to 1003 code for a protein of 294 amino acids.